Conger conger (European conger) is the source of this 3254-nucleotide messenger RNA. Its product is annotated as B-cell receptor CD22-like. The record is from RefSeq and is a predicted model, not a curated record. NCBI's taxonomy places the organism in Eukaryota, Metazoa, Chordata, Actinopteri, Anguilliformes, Congridae. The transcript is spliced from 6 exons. The coding region runs from base 44 to 913 and encodes 289 amino acids.
UCUGGUUCAGCUGUGAAAUGACUUCAGGAGAAGACGAGAAGCAAUGAACACAGAAACCAUUUUGGGCUCACUGGCUGUGACUAUUUUCCUCUUACCUGGUGUCCUUUCAGAUGGCUGGAGCGUACAGCACCCAGCCGGGCCCAUCUAUGCAGUGCCCGGUUCCGCUGUCAUCAUCCCCUGUCUGUACGGGUACCCCGAUCCGGGCCAGCGCUACAGGGUGCGUUCGGUCAUGUGGUGCCGGAACCAGGCCUAUUGCGUCACUCCCAGGUACGUGUAUCACAGCGAGGGCAUCUUUCCGGAGCUGGCCUACCAGGGCCGGGUGGAGUACCUGGGGGACGAGGCGAACAACUGCACCCUUAAAAUCAACGACCUGAGGGUCUCGGACAGCGGGAUGUACGUGUUCCGCUUCAUCACCGAUCACCCUGUGGAGAAACUGCCUGGCCAGGCGGGCGUCCUCCUGCUUGUUACUGAUUCCACAAGUCAAGUCUCAGUAUCAGUGAGUCCCUCUGGUGAAAUAGUGGAGGGCAGUUCAGUGACUCUGACCUGCAGCAGCGAUGCCAACCCACCAGUGCAGAACUACACCUGGUUUAAGAAGAAUGAAACUGGAGUCUGGCAGGCCGGAUCAGGACAGAGUCUGAACUUUUCUAACUUUAGAUCCUGGAACAGUGGACAGUACUACUGUGCGUCACAGAACAAACAUGGAGCUCAGAACUCUACUGCUGUGACAGUCAACAUAAAAGCAGGUGAUAGGACAGCGCUUGUAUUGACGGUUGUUGGAAUCGCUGUGGCUCUUGCUCUCCUUGCUGUUAUUGUGUUGAUGGGAAAGAAGAGAAGAGCACAGGCAGAGAGAGAGAGAGGAGCAGAGACAGUAGUGCUAUCAGAUCCCUCAGAGCGUGACAACCACAGCCAGUGACACACUGUCUCUGCACUUCAGAAAUCGGACCAGGCCUCAGUGUGGCAUAAACACACACAGAGGAGAGCAUCUGCAGAGAACGGGAAAUGAUGGAGAUUAGGGUGUCUUUAACUAACUUCACAGAACUGCUGCCUGUUUCUGCUGGAUGCUUCAUCUUAUAAAGAGCUGUUGGGGGAGAAUUAUUCUUAAAAUACUGUAACCCUGCAACAUGCAUGCUCACAAACCCCAGUUACAUACACAUGCUCCUAUAACACUGUUACACACUUAUAUAUUUGCCAAAUGAUCUCAGGUUUUGUUUCGAUCACAUACGGAUUCAUUGUAACAGACAUUUAAACCAGGGGUGCCCAGAUUUCUGUGUCACUGUAUAACAGUGGAGGCUCCUCCAUAGAGGUGGAGGAGGCCUGGCCUCCCCAAUAAUUUGAGAGAAGAGAGAGAUUUAAAAAAAACAAUAAAUAUAUUUAUUUUAUUUAUUUAUUUUAACAAAAAACAUAUUUUUUAUUUUUUAUAUUCAUAUUAUUUUAGUUUUGUUCAUAAAUCUAAAUUUUCCCAUGGCUAAAACCCAAUAUUGCAAUUGUAAAGCAACAGGCCAGAUUUCCCUAUCAGUUUGUAUUAAGGGAGGCCAGGCCUCCCCUAGGAAAUUAGCUUUUCAUAGAAGUCAAUGUAAUGCAUUUUUUUUCAUGCCAAUAUGUGAUUGGCCAGAUCACUGAAAAUGGGUGGGCAACGGAGGCCUGGCCUCACCAUGCAUUGUGUCCAGGGCUGAAAGAUUGACAUUUUGUUCGGCCAAUCACAUGCUACUGGUUCAUUUGGAAUCAACUAUCCUUUCCUUUCCUAUUCAACACAGAAGCCAUUUUGAGAAUUCGCUAGUCACUUCAGUCAAACAAACACUCGCCAUAGUGGCUACGACUGUCCUAUCAACUUGUGCUUUUCAGGAAAUUUAGAGAACACCCCUGGCUAUCAUCCCUGGAGUUUAUAGCUCAUUUGGCCAAACACUUUUGCUUAAAACUACCUCGGAAGUCGGCGAGAUUCUAGCGCAAUUUGAGAUCUUGGGCUGGAGAUAUGCAGAUUCCAGAUACUAGGGAGUGAGAAUGACAUUCAAUAGGUCAUGUUAGACACCAAUUGGGAUUUAUUGAACAGUUUUAUUUUUAAUGUAGUCCAUUUCGUUUUAUUACAAGUCAAUUUAAUAAUCUUCCAUAUCAAAUUACUGAAUUGUUGCUCUGUGAGGAAAUUCACUCUAAAUACGAAUAGAGUGCUGCCCUCUAGUGGAUAACGUUAACGUUAGAUAAAGCCAACUGGAACCAUAUUUUUACAUAUUUUAUAUUAAAUAUAUUGAAUAAAACUACAUAUGAUAAAGAAAGUGUUAUCUUAUCUUUUUUAUAUGCUAAACUUGAUUAAAUUGGUGAUUACAUGUUGAAGCUGUAGAAGAAUGAAAAAUGUAAGCUAAACAAAAUUGUUUUUAACUACAUAAUUCAAAUUCCUGCCUUUUACACAUGUUCACUUGGCAUUUAUAUUACAUCCAAAUGUCAUUUCUCAGCUUAAUUAUCAGGCAGGCUCAUAGACUUACAGCAAUGUCAUUUCUUCAGGAAGGCACAAGGCUAAGCUCUGCACAAUGAAUUUCAUCAGCCAGAACUUUCUGACUGUAGCUUACACUCCAAAUAGUAUGCCUUUGGCCAGCACAAAGACAGAUAAGAGAACAGGGAACAUUCCAUCGCGAGUGAAGUGAGCAAGCGGAAAAAAAUGGCCUCCUCAAUUCUGGAAGUCACCAGCCUCCACUGCUGUAUAACCUCGCUACACACACGCUCCUAUAACACUGUUACACACUAACAGUAUAUAGUCCUGCUACACACACGCUCCUAUAACACUGUUACACACUGACAGUAUAUAACCCUGCUACACACACACUCCUAUAACACUGUUACACACUGACAGUAUAUAACCCUGCUACACACACACUCAUAACUCAUGUACAUGCACUUGUAUUCUCUCAAGUUGCUCUGGGUAAGGGCUAAAUCUGCUAGCACGGCAUAGCGCUUCGUGGCUCAUUCUGCUUCAUUGCUGGUUUUGGUUUGCUGUCACUCCUGUGCUGCUGUUCAAGUCUUCUGAAUGUUUUCUGAAGUCCCCAUGAGGAGGAGUUUGUAAUCACUCUCUGUUUCGGUUGCCUUACGACAGGGCGUGAUCAGAGGCAGAGCCUUGACAUUUGCAUUUACAUUUAACAUCAAUAAAUAAAUAUUGAGUGUCUGACUGAAAUAUAUUAUGGUUUGUUUAAGCAUUGUAAAAAUAAAAAAAAACUGCAAAAAACUCUGGUGUCUAUGAAUAAAGUUUUAUUAUUUUAUAAUCUUACAAA